AUGUGUAAUAAUGCAGCGCUGCACCCGGAAACCCCGGCACCAGCCAUCGGCAGCGAGACUGCGAGUCGCAAACACCAAGAGACGGCACAUCGUCUUCCAUGCACGCAGUACGAAUUGUUCAGUGAUCUGAAAUAUCUGGCUUCUCGCUCUUUACUGUUCCGUGUGUUGUUCCGGCUGGCAGACAGAUGGGCAGAUACAGAUAGAUCUGAGCGUUACUAA
This is a messenger RNA of Morchella importuna, 219 nucleotides long. RefSeq lists its product as uncharacterized. The transcript has 4 exons. Lineage: Eukaryota; Fungi; Ascomycota; Pezizomycetes; Pezizales; Morchellaceae. The record is from RefSeq and is a predicted model, not a curated record. Bases 1 to 219 code for a protein of 72 amino acids.